Molecule: messenger RNA, 2679 nt
Organism: Gracilinanus agilis (Agile Gracile Mouse Opossum)
Lineage: Eukaryota; Metazoa; Chordata; Mammalia; Didelphimorphia; Didelphidae
Gene: GTF2H3
Product: general transcription factor IIH subunit 3
Exons: 11
Coding region: 16-822 (268 amino acids)
Biological process (GO): nucleotide-excision repair; regulation of DNA-templated transcription
Cellular component (GO): transcription factor TFIIH core complex; transcription factor TFIIH holo complex
Source: RefSeq, a predicted model, not a curated record
UGCAUAGAUGCUGUAAUGGUGAUGGGAAAUUCUCACUUAUUUAUGAAUCGUUCCAACAAACUUGCUGUGAUAGCAAGCCAUAUUCAAGAAAGUCGCUUCUUGUAUCCUGGAAAGAACUGGAAAUUUGGAGAUAUAUUUGGUGACCCUGGCAACAGCUCCACUGAAUAUAAUCCUUCAGGCAGUAAGGAUGGAAAAUAUGAGUUGUUAACUGCAGCAAAUGAAGCAAUUACUGAAGAGAUUAAAGAUCUCAUGACCAAAAGUGACAUGGAAGGACAGCAUACAGAAACAUUAUUGGCAGGAUCUCUUGCAAAAGCACUUUGUUAUAUUCACAGAAUGGGCAAGGAAGUAAAAGAUAACCAAGAAAUGAAAUCAAGAAUAUUGGUCAUUAAGGCUGCAGAAGACAGUGCGUUACAAUAUAUGAACUUCAUGAAUGUUAUCUUUGCAGCACAGAAACAGAAUAUCGUGAUUGAUGCUUGUGUCCUAGAUACAGAUUCAGGGCUCCUCCAACAGGCCUGUGACAUUACCGGGGGCAUAUACUUGAAGGUGCCCCAGAUGCCAUCUCUUCUGCAGUAUUUAUUGUGGGUAUUUCUUCCUGAUCAAGACCAAAGGUCUCAGUUAAACCUCCCACCGCCAAUUCACGUUGACUACAGAGCUGCUUGCUUCUGCCAUAGAAAUCUCAUUGAAAUUGGUUACGUCUGCUCUGUGUGUUUGUCAAUAUUCUGCAACUUCAGCCCUAUUUGUACCACGUGCGAGACAGCCUUCAAGAUUUCUCUGCCUCCUGUUCUGAAAGCCAAGAAGAAGAAAUUAAAAGCUUCUGCCUAGAGACCAAAAUGAUCCCCAGAGCCCCAAUAUUUAACCCUCUUUUCUCCAACUGUUUUUCCUGACAUACACAGAUUUUUUUAACUCUGUACUGAAGAGGUUGUUCAAAGAAAUGAGAACUGUACAUACAUAACUAUAUUUUAUAUAGCUAGUCUGUUUUAAGAAUAAGUUCCUCAUGGGUCCCCAGGGGGGAGAGAGUUGGUUGAGGAGGUUCUGUUCCAGUGUGAUAACAGGGAGUUAUUUCUAUAAAGUGUUCAGGACAGGAGAACAUUUAGCUAAUUUCUAAAUUUUAAAAACACUGUUAUUUUCAAUUUAGUUCAAUAAGUAUUAAGCUGUUUACAAUGUGCAGAGGUGCUGCGGAUAAUCCUUUCCUCAGUAAUCAUUUAUUAAAGUAACCGUCGUGUUGAUUACAGACAUCAUCACGUGAAUGUUUUGUCUAAAUUUGGUUCUCCUUGGUGGAAUGCAGAAUGGGUGCUAUUGUAGCAUAAUCAUGACCAUUGAAACCCAUUUUUAUUCAUUCCCAGCACUUGUGGCCUUAAUCAAGAUGGAUUUUCUCACUUAAGACAACUUUUUGCUUUUACAAUAAAAGUGUAAAAAAACCUCUCAGUUCAUUAAUUUGUUACUCAUUCUCCCUCUCAGACGUUAGUAAAUAUUUAGUACUUAACCUUGAAACUUAAAAAACCUUUACUAAGUGUAGCUAUUUUUACCCAAAUAAUAAUCACUGAGUAAUUACUGGGCCUUUAUUUUGAAAUGAGUUAGGAAAGUGAGCUGAGUACGGCAAAUACACACAUGCUAAUAUAUAGGCACUAAAAUGUGGUUUCUGGGAGAACGGGAAAUCACUCUCGGUCACAUGAGUUCUACCUUAACAUGAUUCUUUCACCAGUUUAAGGAAUUAUUAGAAAAUCUCUGCGAGUGUUCAUGUUGCCUUUGCAAUCUUUCUUAAAUUCAAAAGAAAAAAUAUUUAAUUUAGUUCUAGAAAAAUGGCUUUUUCAUAAAUGCCUGAAGUUAUUGAAAAUUCUUUUGUCUUCCCAGUUAUAUAAGAAGUAUCAAGGAAUAGGAAAAUUAUGGAGACAAGUAUUUUUACUUACUGAUACAUAAGACUUUUAUUGUUUCCCAGAGAAACUAGACUGUUAAGUUAUGUUUGCUUAGGGAAUUUAGACAGACUUUUCUGGUUGUAUUAAAGACUAUAGUAAAAGUAUUUGUGAUAAUUUUGGGAAGUGUUUUAAAAACCCUUGAUAUUUAUGUUGUGUUAAAAUGUGGUUGUUUUAAAUUGAGUGUUAAAUCUUGUGGGAACAGGCACUGAACAGGACUUGAGAAGAGUCUGAGAUUUGGAGUAAAAGGACCUAGGUUCAAAUUCUGACUGCUACUUGGCUUUGAGUUUCCUUAACAUAAGGAGGGAGUUGGCCAUAACCUUUACGUUCUUUCCUGCUCUAAAUCUUUGAAUCUAUAACUUGAAUUUAAAUCCUUUUUCUGACAUAUAUUAACUAUUUGACCAGGAACAAGUAAUUUCAUUUGAGCCUUAGUGUUCUCAUCUGUAAAAUGGGAAUUCUUAAAUUUAUCUACCUCACAGGGCUGUUGUGAGGACAAUGUUUUGUAAAAACUGUAAAGUGGCAUGUAAAUAUGAGCUGCUGUUAUUCUCCUACUGUGUACUUGGGUAUAACGGGGAUCGUUGUUUUUGAGUCUGGUGAAACAGUUGGUGCCUGAAAGGGAUCAGAAGAAUUUCAGAACACUUGAAUCGGGACUUUCUUUUCUCUUGUCUCAUUUAAAAACUCUCGUUUGUUCAUUCCGGUUACGUUUUAUUUCAACUGUAUAGUUAAUUUUAAUAUGAAAUUUUUCAAUAAAAUAAUUCACUUUUUUCAA